Molecule: messenger RNA, 943 nt
Organism: Oncorhynchus gorbuscha (pink salmon)
Lineage: Eukaryota; Metazoa; Chordata; Actinopteri; Salmoniformes; Salmonidae
Product: lysophosphatidylcholine acyltransferase 1-like
Exons: 8
Source: RefSeq, a predicted model, not a curated record
GAAGAUAUAUGGACUCUCACUAGUGUUAAUUAAGUCGCACUGGAUAAAAGCGUCUGCUAAAUCUUUAUGUAUGUUUAUCUUGAGUAAGUAAAAGUGAUUUCAAUUUGGACUACUAGGCGCAUGCGUUCUGAAGAAGCAGCCAGGAAGAGGGACUCCAGUUUGGCAUUCUAGGUUCCUUCCUCUCUCCGGGUUCGUGGAGGAUGAGGUUCCCGACCAUCAGACGGUGUCCUGGGGAAGCAGAUGGGAAGAAGGAACUGGCGCCUCCAUUUAGGAACCCCUUUGUGCAUGACUUGAGAUUCACCCCGCUGGAAAAGGCAAAGAUAGCGUUGAUGACGGUGACUCUAUUCCCCAUCCGGUUGUUCCUGGCAGCCUUCAUGAUGCUGCUGGCCUGGCCCUUCGCCUUCAUCGCCUCUGUGGGACGCAACGAGAUGGUGGUGGAACCCCAGUCUCUAUGGAGGAAGUUUGUGGACGUGGCUCUGAGGACCACCAUGCGGGUCAUGUGGUUUGCAGGAGGCUUCCAUUGGAUGACGGUGAAGGGGCGCCAGGCGCUACCGGCCGAGGCCCCUAUCCUAACGCUGGCACCCCACUCCUCCUACUUCGAUGCGAUCCCCGUCACCAUGUCCAUGUCCUCCAUCGUCAUGAAGGCAGAGAGCAAGGACAUCCCUGUCUGGGGCACCCUGAUCAAGUACAUCAGACCAGUGUUUGUCUCCAGGUCAGACCAGGACUCCCGUAAGAAGACUGUUGAGGAGAUCAAACGCAGAGCCCAGUCUGGAGGAGAAUGGCCUCAGAUAAUGAUUUUCCCAGAGGGAACGUGUACCAACAGGUCGUGUCUCAUCACGUACAAACCAGGAGCGUUCAUCCCAGCGGUGCCAGUUCAGCCUGUUGUGAUAAAAUACCCCAAUAAAAUGGACACAAUCACCUGGACGUGGCAGGGGCCUGGAGC